Molecule: messenger RNA, 3278 nt
Organism: Phymastichus coffea
Lineage: Eukaryota; Metazoa; Arthropoda; Insecta; Hymenoptera; Eulophidae
Product: hrp65 protein-like
Exons: 8
Coding region: 150-2138 (662 amino acids)
Biological process (GO): regulation of DNA-templated transcription
Cellular component (GO): nucleus
Molecular function (GO): RNA binding
Source: RefSeq, a predicted model, not a curated record
GGCUUGGCAUCGCCGCCGCAUCCUCUCUUCGUGCGAGAUCGUUGUCGAGUGCACACGGACGAGUACAGCUCCAUAUAAUCUGCUCCUUGAGGUAAAUUGCUCGUCGCGUUCAAGAGAAAAAAGCGAAGACCGCAACGAAUUCUGUUAAAAUGGGCGAGGAAACCGUGAAAUCCGAGCCCCAAAACGCUCAGCAAGAUAACAAGCCGGAUGUUAAUGUCGACGGUGGUGGCGGUGGUAACCAAGGCGGAGCUGGAGGUUCUCAAGGCGGUGGUCCAGGAAGUCAACGUGGUAACCAAGGUGGUGGGCCAGGCGGUGGACGUGGUGGCCGUGGUGGUGGCCAAGGAGGCGGGCGAGGUGGCCAAGGCAACAAAAAUCGUGGUGGCCAAGGAGGUGGUUCACGGUUUUCCGGUGGCCGAGGUGGUGGCGGCCAAGGAGGUCGUGGACAAGGCGGCAACCAAGGCGGUGGUGGUGGUGGCCAAGGCGGCAACCAAGGCAGUGGUGGUGGCCAAGGCGGCAUUGGAAUGGGCGGCAUGGGAGGCAUGGGCGGCAUGGGAGGCAUGGGGAAUAUGGGCAACAUGAACAGCACCAUGAAUGAAAUGCAGAUGAAAAUGAGUGAAAGUAUGAUGGAAAGUAUGAUGGAUGAAUCCAUGAUGGGUGGUGAUGGUAGAGGAAUAAGUGGUGGCCGUGGAGGAGGUAGAGGUGGUCGCGGUGGUGGUCGUGGCGGCGGUGGUCGUGGAGGGCCAGGAGGCGGCAAUGUUCACGACAAAAGUAUGCAACAAAAUAGAGGUCAAGAGGAUCGUCUGUUAAAAUCAGUUAUGAGCAUCUCUGGACCAACCCAUGAAUUGCCACCACUGGACCUUUCUGAAAGGAAAUUUGCAGGCCGAAAUCGUUUGUACGUUGGAAAUUUGACCAAUGAUACUACAGAAGAAGAUCUCCAAGAAUUAUUUGCUCCUUACGGUGAAACGUCUGAAUAUUUCCUUAACAAGGAGAAGAAUUUUGCUUUCUUACGACUGGAUUUCCAUGCCAGUGCUGAAAGAGCCAAACGUGAACUAGAUGGUACUAUUCGUAAGGGUCGUGUUCUCAAAGUUCGCUUUGCCCCACAUUCCACAAUACUAAAAGUUAAGAAUCUCACACCAUGGGUGUCUAAUGAGCUGCUUGCUCUUGCUUUUGGUGUAUUUGGAGAAAUUGAGAGAGCAAUUGUGAUAACAGAUGAUAGAGGAAAGUCUACUGGAGAAGGUAUCGUUGAAUAUUCAAGAAAGCCAUAUGCACAGAUGGCUCUUCGAAAAUGUUCUGAAGGCUGCUAUUUUCUUACUUCUUCACUUCGCCCAGUCAUAGUUGAGCUUCAUGAGCCAAAUGAUGAUACCGAUGGUUACCCAGACAAGAAUCUACCUAAAAAGAAUCCAGAAUUCUUCAAGGCACGUGAGUAUGGGCCACGUUUUGCUUCUCCUGGAAGCUUUGAACAUGAAUAUGGAACAAGGUGGAAGCAACUGCAUGAAUUAUACAAGCAAAAGGAAAAGUCAUUGAAGAGAGAAAUGGACAUGGAAGAAGACAAACUUGAGGCACAAAUGGAGUUUGCUAGAUCUGAACAUGAAACCGAAUUGUUAAGAGAACAAUUACGCAUUAGAGAAGCUGAUCGUGAAAGACAAAAGCGGGAAUGGGAAAUGAAGGAGAGACAAGUCGAGGAACAAAGACUUCGCGAAGAGGAGCUUCGUCGACGACAACAGGAGGAAAUGGCUAUCCGUAUUAGACGUCAAGAAGAAGAACUUCACAGACGACAACAAGAGAAUAACAUGUUCAUGCAGGAACAAGCAAUGCGUACUGGUAUGGGUGGUGGUAAAAGUUUUGACAAUAUACCAUCAGAACGCGAUGGAUAUCCAGCAGUCGAUGGAAAUAACUUACCAGUGGAUCCAAAGUCCUUUAUAGACCAGUAUAAUAAUAUGGAGCGCAACAAUCGCGGGGGUUACAAUGAUGAACGCGGCCAGAUAAUGGACCUUAUGGACAUGAGGGUUGACAUGGGCAAUAUGGGAAAUAUGGGCAAUAUGGGUGGUAAUCGGGGUGCCGGCGGUGGUGGUCGUUGGCAGGGUGGCAAUGAACGGCCGCGCCCCGAUGACUUUCCCAACAAGAGGAGACGUUAUUGAGAGUCAUAAUGAAUUGAUUGAUUACUAUGACAUAAGAGAUGCGUUUUCAUAACGCUCCAAUAAUUAUAACUCACAAUAAUUCAAAACAGUUGCGUUUGGAUAAUGUCUAAUGUCGUAUAUAUCUCGAACAAAGAAUUUAACUUAAUAUUUUUUAGGAGAUUGAAACUAUAUUUGACGCUUUAGAACUAAACUUUAUUUUGCGUGAACUAAUCAUUGGUCUUUUAAGAUUCUUACAUGCGUAAUUUGUAAUAAAAAAAAUCGUGAUAGUAUUCAUCAUUUCAACUCGUAGUUUCACCUCGUUCUAUUGUGACAAAAUAUGAAAACAAAUUUCAUAAUUCCCUAUGGUAAAGGCAUCUUGUCAUUGAACAUUUAGUGUAGACGUUUUUAAGCGUAUCAUAUAGGUUUUAAGCAUUCAAGAAUCUCAAUCUAAUAGAUUUAGAAAUAAUUUAGGAAACUAAUUAUCGCCUUUGAUUGGAUAAUCAGCAGUCAUAUUUGUAUCUACCAUACUUUUCCAUUUUAUCCAUUUCGAAAUCCUGCUACUAAAGUAUAUUUUUCAAGGAAAUAGAUUUUGGCAAUUCAUAAAGUCGUUUCCAGAUGGUUAAUAGUAGUAAUUUUUUGUUCAAUUGAUAUAGGAUUUAUCAUUCACCCAUUUUCAAAUCAAAUUUUUUAGGUUUUCAUACUGAAAAGUAUAUUAUGCCUUAUACGAUUACAUUAAAAAAGAAUCUUUAGUACUAGCUAUUUCUUGUGAUUCUAUUAAUUGUUGUAAACUUAUGUAACUAAAUUAUUUUCUAAAACCAUUAGAUUGAAUUUCUAAGAUUGAUAUUCAAUCUUAAGUAAUGUAGACAAUUUGAAGUAUCUGUAAUGAAACGAAUACUUUCAUUGGCUAAUAAGUAUAGUAUUCACAUGACUUGCCAAAGUAUCAAUGGAAUACUUCUUUAUCACUGUAAAUUGAACUUUUGAAAUUAUUCUUGAUUUAUCUAAAGCGAAAAUCGGGGUAAAAUUUAUAUUUAUUCAUCUUCACUGAAUUUAAAUAAAUACAUGUGUAAAAAUAGAUUCAAUGAUUUUGUUGUUUGUUCAUUCUUUGAUCAUUAAUAUUUAUUUCCUGCUAAAUAUAUCAAAUCUAAUGUAAUUAGUUAAUCU